Molecule: messenger RNA, 1275 nt
Organism: Cladophialophora psammophila CBS 110553
Lineage: Eukaryota; Fungi; Ascomycota; Eurotiomycetes; Chaetothyriales; Herpotrichiellaceae
Exons: 1
Coding region: 1-1275 (424 amino acids)
Source: RefSeq, a predicted model, not a curated record
AUGGAUCUGGAGACCGACUCGGAUCAGAUUGCCAUCCCAGCGGUUUACAUGCGUGGAGGUUCUUCAAAGGCCAUUUUCUUCCAUGCACGCGACAUUCCCCCUGCCGGAAAGAAACGAGACAGGUUGCUCAAACGUAUCAUCGGCGCUCCGGAUCCACUGCAAAUCGAUGGAAUGGGUGGGGCAAAGGCUAUAACAUCAAAAAUGGCUAUUAUAUCUGAAUCCCGGAGAGACAUGACCGAUGUUGAUUACGAAUUUGUGCAAGUUGGUGUCGCAGACGACGAAGUGAAGUACAACAUGGCCUGUGGAAAUAUUUCAGCCGCCGUCGGGCCUUUUGCUGUGGAUGAAGGCUUGAUCAAAACCUUUAGAGAGGGGAAGGGACCACCGACUCCGUCUGACAGUACGACCUCUCAAGCCAACGGACUGAGCGGACUCGCGAAGACGCAAGCAGAGCCAAGGUAUCAGGAAAUCCGGAUAUACAACACCAGCACCGAAAAAAAUUUCAUUGCACAUAUUCCUGUCAAUGCAAAUGGAAAGAGCGUCUCUAAAGGCAAAUACCAAAUCGCUGCGGUUCCAGGAUCAGGUGCACCGAUCAUGCUCGACUACCGUGAAACUUUAGGAGCGGCUUUAAACAAAGGACUAUUUCCUACUGGGAAUCCUAAAGAUGAAAUAAAUAUGAGCAAUGGCCGCCGCGUCGGGAUAACAAUCAGCGAUGCAGGAAAUAUAUGUGUUUUUGCGCUUGCAAGAGAUCUGGACAUCACUGGUCAUGAGAGUGCUUCAGAGUUGACAAGAACCAAGCACCUCAUUCGUGCCACAAGAGAAUUGCGUGGCCGUGCCGCUCAGAUGGUGGGAAUGUGUGCUGACUGGAAUAAGGUCGAUGAACAGUCCCCAUUUUUACCCAUGCCCGUACUUAUUGCAGAUCCAACCCAUAGAGCAGGCUCAGGCGCCCACGUUUGCGGAAGGCUCUUCUUGGACAACAUGUGCCACGAGAGCAUGGCCGGGACCGGGUCUGUGAGCUUCGCAGCUGCAAGCAGGGUGGUGGGAUCUGUAGUGUACAAUCUUAUUGGGGCGGACGCUGCAAAGGAAACCACACUGAACAUUGAGCAUCCUAUGGGCAUCAUGCCCAUCGCCGUCGAGGUCGACAUGAUCCACGAGGAUGGAGGUGUACCAAGAUUCCUGACGUUAUCCUUUAUUAGGACGGCAAGAAGAUUGAUGGACGGCUCAGUGUACGUACCAGCUGAGGUCUUCGAAGACGAGGAGGCGUCUGUGGACGCCUAG